CAGUCUCUUUCAUCCACUCACCGCCAAGCAUCCUGAGCUUUUACCUGGAGCAAAGAAGACGACUCUGACGACAACAGGUGUGAAGACAUUAAUGCAACAGAUAAAACAUGAUAAAGCUGACUGCGCUGCUGUAUGUGUGUCUGAAUCUCGUCUCAGCAUCAUUCGAUUAUUUUAACUUUGAGGCCCACGCCUACUCUGAACCAGAAGAUGUCCUGAGUGUGAGCAUAGGGUUAGAGGGAGCACAACACGCUCUACUGGGAGGAAGCAUCACACUGCCAUGUUCCUUUGAGGACCGGACCGUUCCAGACCCUGGAGCUCCCACCAUUGCCCCCCUAUCUCAUCGCAUCAAGUGGAGCCUGGUAACUAAAGAGAAGGUCACGACCGUCCUAGUGGCCUUGGAGGGGCAGGUGCGCAUCGGCGAGGGUUACCUGGACAGAGUUCGGCUGUUGGGGUACCCCAGCACCCCCACCGACGCUAGCAUCCAGAUCACUGAGCUGCGUUCCAGUGACACAGGAGCGUACCGCUGCGAGGUCCAGCAGGGCAUCGAAGAUGACCACGACAUCGUCCACGUGCGUGUUCAAGGUAUUGUGUUCCAUUACAGAGCUAUCAUGGGACGUUACACUUUGACCUUUGAGAAGGCGAAAGCAGCGUGUUCCCAGAACAGCGCGGUUAUAGCUUCACCUGAGCAACUUCAAGCCGCCUACGAUGACGGAUUUCAUCAAUGUGAUGCUGGCUGGCUCUCAGAUCAGACAGUCAGGUACCCCAUCCAUGAUCCUCGUGUGAACUGCUAUGGAGACAAAGAGAUCCUGCCCGGAGUCAGGACGUAUGGAGUGAGAGACCUCAAUGAGACCUAUGACGUUUACUGUUUCACAGAGACCAUGGCAGGCAGAGUUUUCUACACUGCAUCUGCAGAGAGGUUUAGCUACUCCCAAGCGGUGGCGGCGUGCUCCCAGCAGGGGGCUCAGCUGGCCACUACAGGCCAGCUCUACCUGGCCUGGCAGGGUGGGAUGGACGUCUGUAACGCUGGCUGGCUCGGGGACAGAAGCGUCCGCUAUCCCAUCAACGUCCGUCGGCCACAGUGUGGAGGGGGGCUGCUGGGGGUGCGAACAGUUUACCUGCACACGAACCAGACAGGAUACCCGCAUCCCAGUUCCCGCUAUGACGCCUUCUGCUACACAGACUCGCCUGAUGAGGAAGGUUCCGGCACCAUAGAGGAGGGAAGCGGCGUGCUGAGUGUGACCACAGUGACACAAAGCCCAGAGGUGUUCUUCAUGAGGACGACCACCAGCAGUGAGGCAGCUGGGGAGGUGGAGACCCAGCAGCCCUACACAGAGACCCCCACUGAGGAACCGCUGCCUCAGUCGCCCAACGUCACUGAGCUCAUCACAGAACUGAUCAAGUCAGUCGGUGCUCAGCCAGAUGUGGGCGGGGAGCCCAGCAAAGGCUUUGUGAUGCCUCCAAAUGGGGUGGUCUUCCACUACCGCUCCGCCUCUGGACGCUACGCCUACAGCUUUGUUGAGGCUCAGCUGGCCUGUCAGAGUGUUGGAGCCUCCAUUGCCACAGCAGAGCAGCUGCAGGCAGCAUAUGAGGGAGGGUAUCACCAAUGUGAUGCAGGAUGGCUGCUUGACCAGACAGUAAGGUAUCCCAUCGUUUUCCCUAGAGACAAGUGUGCUGGAGAUCUGGGGGAUGAACCUGGAGUCCGGUCCUACGGUCUGAGGCCAGCCCAUGAGCGAUAUGAUGUGUACUGUUACAUAGAUGGGCUGAAAGGGGAGGUUUUCCACCUGGGCUCUGCUGAGGGUUUCACCUAUGAAGAGGCUGUUUCUGGCUGUAGAGAGCAGAAUGCUGUGCUCGCCUCCACCGGAGAGCUCUACGCAGCCUGGAGAAUGGGUUUCAACAAAUGCCGUGCUGGGUGGCUCCUGGAUCACAGUGUCCGUUACCCGAUCAACAGCCCCCGCGCUGAGUGUGGCGCAGGGAAGUUAGGCGUGCACACCGUUCACACUCACCCCAACCAGACGGGCUACCCUGAGCCCAGUGCCAAGUUUGACGCAUACUGUUUCAGAGGGGACAUUUUACGUAUUGCAAACGAAACUGGACUGAACAUCACAGACAUUCAGGAAGCUCUCCUUAACGUCACCUCAAUAACUGAUUUGUUGCGGCCUGCAGUUCCUUCCAUUGCUGCCCCCGUCCCUGUGGAGACCUCAGGCUCUGGGUCUGGGUCAACAGACUUAGAAUCAGGAUCUGCAAUCGACAAAGCCUCUGGAGAUCACUCUGGAGAUGUGUCUGGCUCUGGAGACUUGUCUGGUUCUGGAGCUCAGGUUAUCUCUGGAGAUGUGUCAGGCUCUGGACAUGUAUCUGGUUCUGGAGAGCAAGCUGUCUCUGGUGAUCGCUCUGGAUCUGGAGACUUGUCAGGGUAUGGAUAUCAGACAUUAUUUGUGGAAUUCUCUAGUUCUCAAGAACAGUCUGGUUCUGGAAAUCAGGCAAUCUCUGGAGACACGUCUGGUUCUGGAGUGCUGUCUGGUUCUGGAGACCAGGAUCUUUCUGGAGAUGUGUUUGGCUCUGGAGACCUGUCGGGCAGUGGGAGAGCUGAGCCGCCAGGUGGAGAAUCGGGUCUGGGCAGUGCAGACUUUUCUGCCUCAGGUCUCGCUGGAGAAGAAAUUGGACUUGAUGUCAGUUUUUCAGGCAUUAACAGCAUUCUCUCUGGAGAAGGCUCUGGUGCAGAAGGAUUUCAAGAAGCAGGAGAGGGAAGUACAGAAAUCCUUAUAAUCCCUCCACUUGAAUCAGGAUCUGGAGCAUUCAGUGGUAGUGGGGAACUGUCUGGCAGCGGGUCUGGAUCCAGGUUUGUGGAGAGUGGCUCAUCCAUGGACAGGUCUGAAGAAAGUGGACAGUUUUCUGGCACCAAUAGUCAGGACUUUUAUGGAUUCUCCUCUGCAAGUGCUAGUGGAGAGUCGGGAGAGCUUUCAGGAAGUGGAGAUGCUCGAAUUGUGCUGCUAGUUGAUGAGCUGACGGAUGCAUCCUCUCCUGCUACCCGUAAGGAGUAUGAGCUUGGUGGAGGCCAACUGAUGUUUAGUGGCUCUGGAGACAUGUCAGGUUCUGGAAUUUCCAGUGGUUCAGGUGCUGAAAGUGGUUCAGGAUUCUUCUCAGGCUUAACCUUUGUGGCAUUAGGGGUCAGUGACCUCACAGUGCCAUCCUUCAUAGAACAGGAGGCCUCUGGGUUGUUGUUCUACAGCUCUGGGCAGGAAAGUGGUGACAAUUUGUCUGGAUCUGGAAGCUCUGCUUUCAUUGUAUCUGGAUCAGGAGCUUCUGGAUCAGGAACAUUUGAAUUGGGAACGUCUGGAUCAGGAACAUUUGCAUCUGGAAUGCUUGGAUCAGGAGCUUCUGGAUUGGGAGCGUCUGGAUCAGGAAAGUUUGGAUCGGGAAUGGUUGGAUCAGGAGCGUCUGGAUUGGGAACCUUUGGGUCUGAAUACUCUACAAGUGGAGAGGAAGGCAGUGUACGAUUCUGGAACUGGGAAUCUAAGGCAUUAGAAGACGUUAAGCCACCCAUGGAGCUUGGACAGGGAUCAGUGGAAUACAGUGGAGAAGGAAGCAUGAGUGGCUUCUACUCUGGAGACACCCACUCAUCUGCAGCCAGCGGCAUUUCUGCUACUGGCGACCCACCGCAGGUGAUGUGGCCUUCUUCAGCCACUGAACAGACAUUUACAAAGAGCCCAACAGAAACAGAGGUUUCCCUGCACAGUGUGGAACAGGCCCAGAUUUCCAAUGAUGUCUACUUCACCCUCUUCCCUGUGGUGGCUCCUGCUGGGCUGGCUGCUCCCCCGACCGCCACAACACCACCCUCUGUGCGGAUGCCAGGAGGUGCUGAAGACGCUGGUUUAGCAGAAGGUGGGACAACAUCUUCCGACGCCGCCUCCGCCCUGCUUGCAUGCAUGCUACACCCAGGUAAGUCUAGUCUGUCCCAUGUUGCAUUAGCCACUUCCUUCACUAACUGCUUGGCGCUGAGGUGUGAUCGUGGUGCUAUCACAGCUUCAUGCUCUCAGCUUCCAUCCUCCCCACCCCUCGCUGAAACAGUAGUGUCAUCCGCCCCCUAUUUUGCAGAGGUAGAUGUGUGCCAUUCCAACCCUUGCGCCAAUGGAGCCACCUGCGUGGAGAGUGCAGACUCUUACAAAUGCUUAUGCCUGCCCAGCUACGGAGGGAAACACUGUGAGAUGGACGAGCAGCUGUGUGAAGAAGGUUGGACUAAGUUUCAGGGGAACUGCUACCGACAUUCCAGCGACAGGAAGACGUGGCUGGAGGCGGAGCAGCACUGCCGGGACGCGAACGCCCACCUGGUCAGCAUCAUCACGCCGGAGGAACAGGCCUUCGUGAACUCCAAUGGACAAAACUAUCAGUGGCUCGGCCUCAACGACAAGAUGGUGGCAAACGACUUCCGCUGGACAGACGGCACUCCGCUGCAAUUUGAGAACUGGAGGCCGAACCAGCCUGACAACUACUUCCAAACUGGCGAAGACUGCGUGGUGAUGAUCUGGCACGAGAACGGCCAGUGGAACGACGUCCCCUGCAACUACCACCUGCCGUUCACCUGCAAGAAAGGCCCAGCGUCCUGCGGCCCGCCGCCGGAGGUGGACGACGCCUUCAUGUUCGGCAGCCGGAGGGACGAGUACCCUGUCGGCGCCAUCAUCCGCUACCAGUGCAGGCCGGGGUUCACGCAGCGCCGCCCGCCCGUGGUCCGCUGUAAAGCAGACGGAAAGUGGGAGACGCCGCUGGUGAAGUGCACCGACGUGAAAGCCAGAAAACGGAUAGAGCCGAGGAGCCGCAGGAGUCCAGCGCCCAGCAGGAGUCACUGAGGAGCUAUUUAUAAAGAACAUUUACAGCACAAAUGCCGUGUUUCCAUCCUGAUCAAGAGGAAGUGAGGGUUAAAUUAUUGUUGGAAGUUGCCGCUUGGUGGUAAAGCUUCUAUCCCCUGCCCCAGAUAAGAUAUUUGAAAUAUAUAUAAUAAAUUUAUUGCUAUGAGUGUAUUUUAAUUUUGUGUACUGUAAAAUAAUUUUGUUUGAUGACAUCACUGCUGGGAGGCUUUGUUCUGCUUCAUUCUGUGAUAUGGUUCAUUGUAGUCUGCUGUAGUUCGGUUCCUCUGUCUCCUUAUUACUAACGUACAUUCAACUAAACCAACCCAACAAACCUGUUGAUUAGCUUUGUGGUCAAUGUGAACGCUCCUUGGACUAAUCGUUUCACACAGUGACAGAGUCUCUGCUGGACUGAGCCAGUGACUGUGAUACAAGAGGAGAUUCUGGACUGUUGUAUGAAACUACAGCAGCAUCACGAGCUUGUACGGGACCAGAUGCUUCUUCGCUUCCUUCCACAAAGCUGUGCGAUGCUCAGCGAUGGUGCAGAUGACGUUUAUCAACUCAGUUCUCUCUUUCGCUGUGAGAACUUCGUGUUGUUGUUUUCUUCUGUCAUUUGAGCACUUGCGCUGCAUCGCCGUUGCUUUUCGUGGAGGCUGCGCCUCCUUCGAAUGCACCAACGCCUGAGACCUGAGAAAACAGAGACCAAAGAUUCUGAUUCCAGUCUGUCAAUCAAAGUGUAUUGGUCCCCAACAACAGCACGUUUGUUCAGUCGAUCAGUGUUUGACCGUUUGUGAUCCAUUUUUGAACAGAGUUGGAGAAUUUGAACAUUGAACAAAAUGAGAUAAUUACACAGACGUUGACCAGCUGAAGAUCCUCUAAUGUCUACUAUGAAUGUCUGUAGGAAACAUUGCCCAAUAAAAACACUUCUUCUACUGUA
Molecule: messenger RNA, 5775 nt
Organism: Betta splendens (Siamese fighting fish)
Lineage: Eukaryota; Metazoa; Chordata; Actinopteri; Anabantiformes; Osphronemidae
Product: aggrecan core protein-like
Exons: 20
Coding region: 108-4841 (1577 amino acids)
Biological process (GO): cell adhesion
Molecular function (GO): hyaluronic acid binding; calcium ion binding
Source: RefSeq, a predicted model, not a curated record